Anguilla anguilla (European eel) is the source of this 2920-nucleotide messenger RNA. It is a transcript of the gene pibf1, whose product is annotated as progesterone immunomodulatory binding factor 1. Gene Ontology annotation, cellular component: centriolar satellite. The transcript has 18 exons. The record is from RefSeq and is a predicted model, not a curated record. Lineage: Eukaryota; Metazoa; Chordata; Actinopteri; Anguilliformes; Anguillidae. Gene Ontology annotation, biological process: cilium assembly. Bases 383 to 2659 code for a protein of 758 amino acids.
CCCGGAGUCUGUGCUGAAUCGGUGUACGCUGCUUUGCGAUUGUAGAUAUUUGCUGACGGAUAUUUUAAUUUUUAAACAUUAUUUCAUCCCUCACAUUGAUAUGUUAGACAAAAUUAUACGGCAGUGUCCAAAGGCCGGUUAGUUGGUUAUUCCUAGACUUAUGCCCAAAUGUGCACAGAAACGGCCACUGCAUUGGUCGCAUGCGUCGUAUCUGCGCAAAUCCACUAAGAAUACCUAAAUAUUAAAAACCGGCUUAGUCUACAACAGAAUAAGCAAUUUCGGUAUAUUCAUUUAAUAUACAGCUCGGUGGAUCUGCGCAGGUUUUGUGCGGAUUAGUCCCAAAACGAACGGGAGUCUAUUGCAACAUCAAGGCUCCGCAAACAUGCCUCCUAAAAAGCAUGACAAAGAUGCCAAAGCGAACGUUUCCAGCUCUCUGGAGUCCGAAGACUUCAGUUUAGAAACCACAGUUCCCACCGAGGACAUUUCCUCUUCAGACGAGAGAGAUGGGGCGCAGAAAAUCACAAGACAGUUAAUUGAGAGAAAGGAGUUGCUCCACAAUCUCCAGUUGUUGAAAAUUGAGCUGUCGCAGAAAAAUCUCAUCAUUGACAACCUCAAGGUGGACAAUCUGACCAAGAUUGAAGAACUGGAAGAGAGGCUCAAUGAUGCCCUUCAUCAGAAACAGCUCCUGGCGUUACGGCUCGACAGCCAACUCAAGCUGCAGCAGGAAGAGAGCAGGAAGCAGCAGGCGUUCAGGAAACAGGAAAUGGAUGGCAUUUUGCUGCGUCAGAAGCAGCUGGAAGAGACCAACAGGCAGCUGAGUGAGAAAGCAGGAGACGUAAGACGCAGCCUCAGGGACCUAGAGCUGAGUGAGGGGAAGUACUGCGAGCUCAAGGACCUUCCGGAGGAAAGGCUCUCAAUCCCAGAAUACGUGUCUGUGCGGUUCUAUGAGGUGGUGACUCCCCUGAGAACGCAGGUGAAGGAGCUUCAGGAGAAAAAGAACUCUCUGUCAGAAGACCUGGACAGCCACAGGAGCCAGAUAAAGUCACUGAUGGAGAGCUAUGAGGAGGAAAGAAGAAUGCGCUCUGAGCUGGAGAUCAGGAGUCAGCGCCUCACUCUUGAGCUGGCAGACACGAAGCAGCUCAUCCAGGAGGGGGACUACAAGAGGGAGAACUAUGGCAAAGUGAAACGGGAACGAGAUGCCUUUGAGGCGGAGCUGAGUGACCUGAGGAGGAGGCUGGAAGUCCUGGAUGUAGCGCACAGCGCUCAAACCAAGGAGAGAAAUGACCUGAGCAAAGAGGUGGCCACCCUGCAGCAGUCUGUCACUCUGCUGCAGAAGGAUAAGGAGUACCUGAACCGGCAGAACAUGGAGCUCAGCGUGCGCUGUGCCCACGAGGAGGACCGGCUGGAGAGGUUGCAGGUUCAACUGGAGGACACCAAGAGGGCCCGGGAGGAGGCCUACGAGAAAUACGUUGCGUCACGAGACCAUUACAAAACGGAAUAUGAAAACAAGCUCCGCGAUGAGCUGGAACAAAUUCGGCUGAAAACGGGACACGAAAUUGAGAGUCUUCAGAGAACGUCGAAAGAGAUGUACGAGCGUGAAAACAGGAACCUGCGAGAAGCGAAAGACAACGCUUUGGUGGAGAAAGACAGAGCCGUCACAGCCGAGAGAGAAGCCACUGAAAAAUACAGCCAGCUCCUGGAUCAGUUCAGACAGCUUCAGCUCGGGACAGACAGCCGGGUGGCAGAGUUGCUCAAUCAAGUGAAACUGAAGUCCUUUGAAGUGGAGCGCGCUCAGAUGGUGCUGGAGGAAACGUCCAAGAACCUCGGCCAGUGCCAGACCGAGUGUGAGAAGCAGCAGAGAAAAGUGGAGGUCCUGACGAAGGAGUUUUACGGCCUUCAGACGUCAUCGGAGAAGCGCGUCACGGGGCUGCAAGCGCAGAACGCGGAGCUGCGGGCACGCCUGGAGACCUACGAGCGGCUGGAGCAGGAGCUCGAUGAUGUCACCAUGCAGGCGGCGGAGCUAGAGAACGAAGAUGAGGCAGAGAGAGUUCUUUUCUCAUACGGCUACGGGGCCAACGUUCCUACGACGGCCAAAAGACGUUUAAAGCAAAGUGUUCACCUUGCUCGGAGGCUACUGCAGCUGGAGAAGCAGAACACCCUGCUGAGGAGAGACUUGGAGAGACAGACGGCUCACGUGGGACAGAUCUCUGAAGAGCUGGAAGCGGCCAAUCAGCUCCUGCAGCAAGCUCAGCAGCCGUACAGCUACCUCAUAGACACGGUGCAGCAGAGGGACGGCCAGAUCGCGGCCCUGAGAAAGCAGGUCGGCCAGCUGGAGGAGGACGUCAGGAGUCUGAAGCGAGAGAACACGGCCCUGCAGCAGGUGAAGAACAACAUGGCCGCCGAUCUGGAGAGACUGCUCAAUCACAGGGAGGAACUGUCUGUUAUGAAACAAGUCCUCAUAAGCAUGCACUCGGGGCAGAACGGAGGGGCCGCCCCGCCGCCCCGCCCGGAGGCCGCGAGCGGAACUGCGGUUUACGCGCCCAGAGGGACCGGCCUCGGGACCGAGGACGAGGAGCACGGGCCCAAACCCAAACCCACCGUGUUUACUAAUAAAGAAGUCCCGGAGUGGUAUAAGAAACUAAAACAAAGGACCAAAUGACAUUUAGUGAGCAGCAGUAUUAGUAAUGUGUGCUGUGAUUUUGUAAUAUGAUUUGUGUGAAAUGUAGAGUAGUUGCCAUUCUUCUGAGGAUUGUACCAAAACAUUUUUUGUAUUUAUUUUAUACAGCUGAUGUACAGCAUGUAUCAUUUUAAAUACAUUUUGUAUAUUUUUACCCAAAUUUUGUGGUCAGAUUGAGGUGUGUAAAAUGUUUUCAAGAAAUGCAUUUUGUAUGUGUAAAAAAUAAAACUAACAGGAAAUCCA